Molecule: messenger RNA, 2548 nt
Organism: Selaginella moellendorffii
Lineage: Eukaryota; Viridiplantae; Streptophyta; Lycopodiopsida; Selaginellales; Selaginellaceae
Product: pentatricopeptide repeat-containing protein At1g63400
Exons: 2
Coding region: 80-2350 (756 amino acids)
Molecular function (GO): protein binding
Source: RefSeq, a predicted model, not a curated record
CAAGCAAUAGACCCGGGUUCGACUCCCGGCUGACGCAAUUCCUUUUUGCCUCCACGUUUUUAGGGUUUAUCUAGAAUGCAUGGCUGCGGCACUGGUGCGCGCCUCCAUUACGUCCAUCCCAUCUCCCUCCUCCUCCUGGCGCAAGCGCUCCUCUGGGAGCACACUCAAGCUCGAGGUAAGCAACAAUCCAGAGCCGCCGCCGAUUGUCGAUAGCAGGAUCCUCGCCUGGCUCAAGAACAACGGCAAGGACGCCGCCUCUUCCACAUCGUCCUCCACCGAUUUCGACGAUCUGGUCGGGAUCUUCUCGAGCUCCAGCAGCGAGGAGCGCGCCAGCGCCCUCGACAAGCGAUGGAAGGAGGACGAGAAGAAGAAGAAGAAGAAGAAGCUCACGGCGGCGAUGGUGGCCAGCGUCGUCGAGUCCCUCCCGGGCGUGAACCAAGCCGUGGCAUUCUUCCAUUGGGCCGGCGACCGAUUCGAUCACAACGAGCACACCUACAACGCGCUGCUCAAGCUCCUGCUCGCCUCCAGCGGUGCCGAGCACGAGGCCCUCCGCCUCUUCCUCGCCAUGCUCGACGCCGGCUACCCCUCCGACUCCUCCACCUUCGCGGUCGUGCUCCGCGGCCUCCACGCCUCGGCCAAGCUCCGCCACCUCGGUCCCCUCCUCCUGGACGAGAUCCGCGACCGCGGCCUCUCCCCGGACCCGGUCGAGCUCAACACCAUCCUUGCCGAGCUGUGCGACGCCCGCGACACCACCACCGCCAUGGCGCUCUUCGACAAGAUGGCGGAGCUGGGCGCCGUCAACCACACCACGUACUACAACCUCAUCCACCCGCUGUGCAAGGCCCGGCUCCUGGACGAGGCCAUGGGGCUGCUGCUUGACAUGAAGUCGCGCGGCAUGAACCCGGGGACGCUCCUCCACAACGUCGUCAUCGGCGGGCUGUGCCGCGCGGGGCGCCUCCGCCACGCGCUGGGUGUGUACCGCCAGAUGAACGACGCCCACCCCCCGGACUUCCUCACGUACACCAAGCUCGUCCACGGGCUGUCCAAGGCGGGCCGGCUGCGCGACGCCGUCCAGGUGCUGCAGGAGAUGGUGUCCGCGCGGCACGUCCCGGACAACACCACGCUCACCGUCGUCGUGCAGUCGCUGUGCCUGGGUGACCGCGUCGACGACGCGCGGGAGCUCGUCGAGGAGAUGCUCCACCGCGGCAUGGCGGCGAACGCGAUCACGUACUCGGCGCUGGUGGACGGGCUGUGCAAGUGCGAGCGGCUGGACGAGGCGGUGGCGCUGCACCCGGACAUCAUCACCUACACGGCGCUCAUCGGCGGCUUCUGCAAGGCGCGCGACGUCGGCCGCGGCCUGGAGCUGCUGGGCGAAGUCACCCGCCGCGGCUUCACCCCGGACAUCGUCACGUACUCCACCGUCAUCGAUGGUCUCUGCAAGGCGGGCCGGCUGCGCGACGCCGUGGACAUCUUCGAGGAGAUGAGCUGCGCGCCGACCGCCAUCACCUACAACUCGCUCAUCGGGGGCUACUGCCGGGCCGGGGACAUGGACGAGGCGAUCCGGCUGCUCGGGAAGAUGGUGGACGACAACUGCGCGCCGGACGUGAUAACUUACACCACGCUCAUGUCCGCCUUCUGCAAGAUGGGCCGCCUGGACGACGCCUACGAGCUCUUCCAGCAGAUGGUUGCCAACAAGCUCAGCCCCGACGUCGUCACCUUUACGAGCCUGGUGGACGGCCUGUGCGGCGAGGGCCGGAUGGAGGACGCGCUGGAGCUGCUCGAGGAGAUCACCCGCCGGGGCUGCCCGCCGACCAUCUACACGUACAACUGCGUCGUCGACGGCUACUGCAAGUCCAACCAGGUGCGCAAGGCCGAGGAGCUGGUGGCGGACUUUCGGAGCCGCGGCUUCGUCCCCAACACCGUGACUUACAACAUCCUCGUCGCUGGCUGCUGCCGGGCCGGGAGGACGGAUCAGGCGCUCCAGUACCUGGACCAGCUCAACUCGGAAGGCGGCCCCUGCCCGACCAGCGUCGCCAUGUACGCUAUCAUUCUCGACGCGCUGUGCCGGGACGGGCGGACGGACGACGCGGUCCAGUUCUACGAGGAGAUGAUCCAGAGAGGAUAUGUCCCUGCGGCUGCCACCUUUGCCACGGUUGUCUUUGCGCUGUGCAAGGCCCACCAGCCUCAGCAGGCUCACGAGCUUCUCGAGGAGAUGAUCAAGUAUGGCCACACGCCGGGGCCUGGGACCUGUGACGCUGUCGUCUCUGCCUACUGCCGGGCCGGGAUGAUCCAAAAGGCCGACGAGCUGGCCAGCGAGCUCAGGCUUUACACGGACAAGAGUUCUUCCUAACUGGAAGAACACCAGAAAAAAGCGCAUCAUUAAAGAAUCGAAAGAAUAGUGUACCAGUUUGAGAUUAGUUGAGAAAAGAAAAACAAUCGCGGCGCGGGAUCAAGCUUUUUCCUUGUUCGCGCGCCCCGCCGGCCUCAAUGCAGUUGAGGCCGAAAGAAUGAAAUGCUAGCUAGAAGCUAAACAGGAACUUCCAAACAA